AUGGUACGCAGCGAAGAUGAAUUCGGGGAGAAGAUCGAUCGAUGUUUGGCUGACUCUCUACUCAAAAUAAGUGGAGGAAUCGCCAUUGGUGUUGUAGCGAGUGUUGCAUUCUUCAAGAGCCGGUCCUGGCCGAUAUGGUUUGGAUCGGGUAUUGGACUAGGAACAGGAUGGUCGAAUUGUCGCCACGAUCUAGCACAACCUUACUUACUACAUGGGAAGAAAGUGCCUGUUGAAGAAAACACCAAAGUAGGCACGACAUCGGUGAUCCUUUCCAUCCAACAAAAUUCGAAAUUUUAUGAGAAUCUUGUCAUGUAUUUUGCUAUGCACCUUGGAGACCAGGCUCGUGUACAUUGUUGUGAAGGAAACCGAUUUAGCGACUUUAUGGAAGUUGAGUGCAGUAUCAAAAUUAAUAUAAACAACACACGGACAGCGAUUGAAACAAUGAAGGACCUAAAACAGAGAUAUGCCUACAUUCUUUACACUGAUAGCAUCGAGACAACACCGUCGAUGAUACCGGAAGAAGCUCUUAAACGUCUUGAUACUGUGGAAGCAAAGGCAGGAUCAUCUUACAGUCAGGAAUCGUAA
Messenger RNA from Cylicocyclus nassatus, 585 nucleotides. NCBI's taxonomy places the organism in Eukaryota, Metazoa, Nematoda, Chromadorea, Rhabditida, Strongylidae. The record is from the annotation of a GenBank genome assembly.